CUGGAGUUUACACAGAGAGCCAGGCCAGCAGGUGAUUUGACUAGGCAGCUUCCUUGUUUCAUUCAGCUAUUCAAAUGCCAGCCACUACCGCAAAAAGGGAGAAAGAGAAGAGAAGAGAACAGAGGAGAAGAAGUUGAAUUAACCAAAACAAAACACAAAAAGCAGCCGUCACGGUGCGGCAGAUUCAUCGGAGCUCCGGGAGAAACGGACCCGCUGUGAUGACGGUCCUGUGUGGGAUGAGCGAGCAGCGGCUGUCUACGGAGAGGAGGAAGCCAGGAGCUGCUGCAUGCACACCAGCUGACAUGGGCUCAGCAGGUAGAUUUGCUGGUCAGACUCUGAGCCUCGCUUUGGGCCUCUGAGCGCUGGAGACUGAAGCCGUACGACCAUCAGCCCUUCAUCAUCCCUCCAUUCACCGAUGAGUCUCAGAGCACCGCUCUCUGCUGCCUCUACUGACAGCUAAAGGCACAACAUCCAUCUUUCCCUUGUUUGCUCCUGCCUCCAUCUGUUUUUUUUUUUUUCUAAACCCCAGUGAUGAAUCCCUACUCAAAUCCAACCCUGAACUCCUGCCUCUCGCCACAUGAGGGUGCCACUCCCUCCUUCAUAUCUAGCCCACCCCUCUUUACAGCCCCCAACUCAAAUCUAGACACCCACAGCCCGUCCCUGUCAGCAGCUUUACCCUCUCAUCCCAUCAUCCAGACGGGUCAUAGUUCCCACACACUUCGAAACGGUGACCUGCCUCCCUUUCAAGCUCCAUCAGCCCAAGACCUGAACCCAAACGUGAUCCCGUGCCCCUUCACCUCACUGCCCCCGGCCUCAGAUCCAGGCUUUAGUCUCAGCCCACCAUCCGAACCUUAUCCUCACCAAACUCCAGUCUCCUCUUUACCUCUAGGACCCACCCUAGAGCCCAUCCUGGGUGGAAACUCCACCCCAAACCCCUACGCUGACCCAUCCACACACCUGUCCCAGGUGUCAGUCGUCGUCCCGUCCCCAGGCCUCUGCCCGUCCUCGGAGGAGAUGUCCUGCCCGGACCUGGAGUGUGCCAUCUGCUUCAGCCAGUUCAACAAUGUCUUCCGCUGUCCCAAGAUGCUUCAGUGCAAGCACACGUUCUGCCUGGAGUGCCUGGCCCGCAUCAACGUCAAGUCGACCCAGCCCAACGUCAUCCAGUGCCCGCUGUGCCGUGGCCUCACCCCGCUGCCCACCCUCGGGCUGCCGAAGCUGGCCACGGACUCGGACGUGCUGUCCUACCUGCCGGCCGCCAUGCAGAGGGUCUACAGCAUCCGCUUCGUCCGCAACAAAGGAAAGCUGCAGGUCAAAAGGUCAUCUGAAGGUCGCCAGUGCGGUCAGAGGUCGCUGACGUCGUUCGGCCGCUCCCUGGACGUGGGGCUGCCCAGCCCGCCUGCAGGGGGCCUGAGAGGGGGCGGGGCAGAGGCGGGGGCAGUGGGCGGAGCUCUGUUCAGACUGACGGGCCAGCCGGCGUGUCGGGCCUUCCUCCUGACGUCUGUGGUGAUGAUGAUGCUGCUGCUGACGGGCAUCAUCAUCUUCCUCCUGUUCGUCAGGAACAGCCAGCCCUGACUGAGUCUGCCCACACACACACACACACACACACACACACACACACACACACAACCUGCUCCUAACAUGUUUGCACAGUGAACAGGGAACUGUGAAACUUGAGCCUGAAAUCUGGAUCCUGUUUCUUCUGGCACAAACCGAAACACUCUGCAUGUACAAAAAAAAAAGAAAAAAGAAUUGGGUAUCAACUUGCUAAUCUGGGUUCUGUGUGCUGCUGUCCCGGGACAUGGACAGGGAUGAGCCCUGGGAACGACCAGGCUGGAUCCAAAAGUCCCUGAGAAAGUGCAAACACUGAAACUGAAGCAGCAGUGGACUUUAAUCGGCUCGACCUUGUGCCAAAACAGAGAGAGCAACAGUUCAGGUCAGCGUUUUUGUGCCAGUUCUUUAAUAUCGAGCCACUAAAGUGCGACUCAGGAGGCUGAGCAGGCCUCUCAGGGUGUGUGUGCAGAGUUUAUAAUGUUAUCACAGGUCAAAGUCUGCCCGAUGGCAAAGUGAACAAUAAUGAUAAUAGUUUGCUGGAUGCUAGAUAAAGCACCACCUCAUGGAAAUUAAACAUUAAACUUUUUAAUGCCUUAAAAACUGGAGUAUGAGCCUCGCCUCAGGUCUGAAAUCCUGAAAAAUAUAUAUAUACCGUUAUGUUCAGCCCAAAAUAUGGCCUGAGACCUCUGUGAGCCUUCCCAGUUUAUUGGUUUCUAACAUUAUGGAUUUAUUUUAACUUUAACUAAGACCAAAAUACUGAAUAUUAUGUCUACUUUAUAUGAACUUGAUGUAUUUAUUCCCUGUAUUGUUUAAGCUUUUUCACUGUUUUAUGCACUUUUAACCUAAAAUCUGUUAUCCCUCCAGCAUGCCCCCUUAACCCUCAUGAUGUACCAAAGUGCCUCGUCAUCACGACGCCAUCUUGUCCAGGUGUGUGUGUGUGUGUGUGUGUGUGUGUUGUUGUUGUUGUUGUUAUGUGCUGCUAUGCAAAUGAAGGGAGCAACAGUUACACUGCGAGGCGACAUGUGAAGACAGCGCUCGCUUCACGCCGAGUUCCUGACGUCCAUUUUCAUAAAUUUAAAUGUUGGGGGAAGAUUUUGCAUCGUGAAGGUGAAGUGAACAGGAGCUCCCCGGUCUGAGCUUCACAUCAGACAUUCACUUAGUUUGAGGCUUUUUUUUUUUUUUUUUUUUUUUUUUUUUUUUUUAACUUGUUUGGUACAGCCUGUCAGGAUGCGGUCGCCUGCAUAACAACUUGUCAACUGCAUUACAACAAAGAACAGAGAAGCUGUGUGCAGUCGGUGUCCUGUCGGAUAAAAAACAUGCAAAUGAGUAAACCUGUAUGGAGCUGAACUGAGAGAUCCUCACACCUAAGAGCUUUUGGGUGUGCGGAUCUAUUUGUUCAGCUCUGCAACGUAUUUUUGUUAUUUUUUUGAUUCAGCAGCAUUCUUAUUGGGCAUUGGGAUGUGUCUUAAAAUUCAUAAAAUUCAACCUAUACUUUGUGUGUGUGUGUGUCCACAUGGUGGUGAGAUCUCCUCAUUAGCUGCUCCGUUGUUCCACAACACUGGAUUUAUAUCUCCAUUCACUUCCAUAGUGCAGCAAAAUGAGCCCUAAAAUUAAAGUUAAGUUUUGUGUAAUUACAAUUACUUGUCAAAGUGCUAUGAGGUUGUUUCCUCCUGGUGUAAAGUCACUGUGCAGAGGUUCCCUGCAGACACUACCUGCUGGAUCUGCUUUCCAAUUCAAAUAGGAAAGUUAACAAAAGAGACGUUUAAUUUCCUCGCAAAAAAUGGGUACCAGGUGGUUUUUUUUGUUUUUUUUUUGUGAAAAUUCUCUGUGUUGGUGUUGGUUUCUGUGCUAAAAGUGUUUAUUUCGGGAGCGGUUUUGCUGUGGAAGUGACUAGAGAGAUACAAAUCCAGCAGCUAAUGAGGGGAUUUCACCACCAUGUAGACCCACACACACACACACACACACACACACACACCAGCACAGGACAGGCUGGGUUUAUUUAAAGUGUUCAUCCCAAAACCUUAAAUUUAAAAUGUAGCACUGCAUCUUCACAUGCAAUAAAAAAGGAGAGAGAGGAUUAUUUUUUUAAACCAUUUAUUAUUUUUUUCUUAAUCAUGAUUCUAAUUUAUAAGCGCAUCACAAUAUUGAACCAUCCUCAUUGUGCUGCUCCAGUCUGGCCAUUGAUUUUUAAAGAGAGUGCAGUUAACCUCUGGAAGCUGCUUGUUGUUGUCAUAAACUGGAAUGAACAUGAACCAGGUUUUCAUGCUUUGUCAUUUUCCACAUGCGUCCUGUAGGUCUGACUGAUGGGUUUUACCUGUUUUAUCACUGCACUGUAAAAUAUAAUGUUUUAUAUGUAAACUGUUUGUUUUUUUUAGCAAAGGUUGCACUGUUUGCUUCUCAUAAAACUUGAAAUAAAUAGCUUUUUGAAUUGCAG
This is a messenger RNA of Myripristis murdjan (pinecone soldierfish), 3985 nucleotides long. RefSeq lists its product as uncharacterized. The record is from RefSeq and is a predicted model, not a curated record. Bases 532 to 1572 code for a protein of 346 amino acids. Gene Ontology annotation, biological process: protein ubiquitination. The transcript is spliced from 4 exons. Lineage: Eukaryota; Metazoa; Chordata; Actinopteri; Holocentriformes; Holocentridae. Gene Ontology annotation, molecular function: ubiquitin protein ligase activity.